Messenger RNA from Camellia sinensis, 1167 nucleotides. RefSeq names its product rho GTPase-activating gacO-like protein. The record is from RefSeq and is a predicted model, not a curated record. Lineage: Eukaryota; Viridiplantae; Streptophyta; Magnoliopsida; Ericales; Theaceae.
AUACCACUUCUCUUUUCUUCACUACUCUAUUCAUUUCAGUCCUCUCCGCCUCUACGCUUUGGCUAAGCUCCUAAAACCUCUCAUGGCAGAGACUAAUCUCUUCAAAUCCCAAUUUAGUAUUUCUUAAAUGUUUUGUCAAUUUGUAUUGUUUUCUGAUCUGGGUCUUCUUUAGUUCAUGCUCAGAUCAUAGCUUUUUUAACUACUUUUACAGUCUUUUGCUUUUCUGCUUCCAUUACAGUUGAAGCUAAACAUAUCUGAUUUAUGGGUUUCUUUUAGUUUCUUGAUUGGUAGAAUCGGAUUUCUUGAAAUGGGCUUUGUCUUGGAGAUGCAAACCGCGGCCGUUUCAUAUGAGAUAUCUUUCUCUGUUGUUUGAAAUUUAUUUAACAAGGUAUUCAAGUUAUGGGUAGAGGUAGAGGAAAAGGGAAGAAGCAAACCACUAUUGCUGCUCGUGAUGAGGCUGGCAGUGGUGAGGAAGAGAAGAUUCCGCCAUAUAGGAGAAGAGGAAGGCCACAAAAACCACUGAAGGAUGAAAUUGAGGAAGAAGCCGAGAACAUAGAAGAAGAAGAAGAAGAUGAAGGUGAGAAUACAAAAAGCUCUAUUUCUAACAAAGAUGUGAAACAUGAAGCUGCUGCAGAGAACGGGAAGAAGAGGAAGAGGAAGAAAGCUUCACAGGUUAAGGAAAAUCCAGAUUCGGUCAUAGAGGAAAAUGGAGUGGGAACAAAAACUAGCAUCGAUGAGUCAGUCAAGUCUGUUGGGUUCAGACAAAACGGGAGCAGGCGAAAAAACAAGCCUCGGCGAGCUGCCGAAGUUGGUGUGGAGUGCAAAUGAGGUUGCUGUCAGCAUUGCAAUGGGUUUCUACCUUCUUUUUCCGUCAGAUAAAUGAGUAAUUUCAGAGCAAGCUUUUGUUGGUUCAUAUAUGUUUAAUUAUAUCUCUUUUUUAUUUAUUUUUUUUAAGUAAUCUCCAAUUUCCAUUUUCUUGCUAGUGGGUGAUCUUAAAAGUAGAUUAUGCCUCUACAAUCGCCCAUGUAGCUACCAACAUUUGAUAUCUUAGCUAAUUUCUUUUGUUAUGCAUUUAUUAUCAGUAAUCAGAAACUUCUUCUCCCGGACUAGAAAAAAUUGUUUCAUCUAUUGCAAUCAUGUGAAUCAGCUCUCCCCUUUAACUUUGAA